Molecule: messenger RNA, 133 nt
Organism: Paramecium octaurelia
Lineage: Eukaryota; Ciliophora; Oligohymenophorea; Peniculida; Parameciidae
Source: the annotation of a GenBank genome assembly
AUGGGCUAAGCUCGAAUAAGGGGUAAACUUUCAAACAUAGAACACAAAAAAGUAUUAAAAUAUGUUGUUGUUUUAGUAAAAUGGAUAAAAUAUAUUGAAACUUUUGAUUUCUACUUAAAGAAGGUUAUAGUGA